Messenger RNA from Anoplophora glabripennis (Asian longhorned beetle), 1740 nucleotides. RefSeq names its product apyrase. Gene Ontology annotation, biological process: AMP catabolic process. Gene Ontology annotation, molecular function: metal ion binding; nucleotide binding; 5'-nucleotidase activity. NCBI's taxonomy places the organism in Eukaryota, Metazoa, Arthropoda, Insecta, Coleoptera, Cerambycidae. The transcript is spliced from 9 exons. The record is from RefSeq and is a predicted model, not a curated record. The coding region runs from base 40 to 1713 and encodes 557 amino acids. Gene Ontology annotation, cellular component: plasma membrane.
UGCGAAGUAAUUAAGUUAGUUUGAGGAAAACUGUCGAUCAUGUUCAAGUUUCUUUCGGUACUGCUGUUCGUAUCAGCAGUUGCAAAGCCUGUCCAAAGAGCAACUGAUCUUUUCGAGUUGUCGGUGUUGCACAUAAAUGACUUCCACGCUAGAUUUGAAGAAACUAACGACUCUGGGGGGACUUGUAAGGAGACCGAUGUUUGCAUUGGUGGAUUUUCCAGGCUCUAUAAGGAACUUAGGACUAUUUUAGACGGGAAACCAGACGCUGUUUUACUGAAUGGAGGUGACAAUUUUCAGGGAACUCUAUGGUACACUGUUGGAAAAUGGAAUGUAACUCAACAAUUUUUGAACAAAUUGCCAUUUGAUGCCACUGUGCUGGGAAAUCAUGAGUUUGAUGAUAAAAUUGCAGGCGUUGUGCCAUUUUUAGAAAGUUUGAACCAUCCCGUGGUUGCCUCGAACAUUGAUGACAGUUUAGAGCCAACUAUCCAAGGUCUAUAUAACAAGAGUACAGUUAUUGAACGAAAUGGGAAGAAAAUCGGUAUUAUAGGAGUUAUUUUACAUAACUGUAAUGAAAUCGCCAGUACUGGUGACUUGAAAUUCUACAUGGAAUCUCCAAGUGUUAAUGAAGAAGCUGAAAGAUUGGUUAGAGAAGAAGGAGUUUUCACCAAUAUAGUAGUCUCUCACUCAGGUUAUGAAACUGAAAUAGAAAUAGCUAAGAAUGCAUCUGAAAAGAUUAGUUUAAUUGUUGGUGGACAUUCUCACAGCUUCUUAUAUACCGGAGAUGAUUCUCCAGGACCUGAUACGCCUCAAGGGCCUUAUCCUACAAUUGUUACGAGUAAAAACGGAAAAACUGUCCUUGUUACUCAAGCGUCAGCGUAUUGCAAAUAUCUAGGAAAUAUUACUGUAUUCUUAGAUGAAGAUGGUGAAAUAGCCGAUUAUUCUGGGGCACCCAUUUUCUUGUCCAAUGAUUAUCCUCAAGAUGAAGAAAUUAAUCAGGAGAUGCAACCCUGGAAAGACGUAAUAGAUGUUCUAGGUGAACAAGUGAUUGGCUCUACUCUCGUUACUCUAAGCCGGAGUAACUGUAGAUAUGCAGAAUGUACUCUUGGAGAUUUUGUAACAGAUGCAAUGGUGUACUCGUGGAUGGAUGAAGCUGAAGAAGGCUCCUGGACAUACGCUGCUAUUGGUAUAAUGAACUCAGGUGGUCUUCGGACUGACAUUCAAGUUGGAGAUAUUACAUAUGCAGAUAUGGUAACAGCCCAACCUUUUGAAAACACAUUUGAUGUAGGCGAAUUACAAGGGAUAUACAUAAAGGAGUUGUUAGAAUAUAAUACUUUACCUUACAGUUAUGGAAGGGUAUAUGUUAGCCUGAAAUUGAUGCAGUUUUCAGGUAUUCAAGUGGUAAUGAAUUUAACCCAACCACAAGGUGAAAGGGUGCAGUCUGUGAAAGUCCGUUGUCAAGCAUGUAUGGUUCCCGUCUACGAAGAUCUAGACGAGAAUAAAAUGUACAGAAUAGUAGUACCGUCUUUCAUAACCACUGGUGGAGAUGGCUACACGAUCAUUUCAGACAACCUUCAAAAUUUAAAAGUGGGGUCUGUAGACAUAGAUGUCUUCGUGAAGUAUCUAUCAGAGAAAUCACCAGUAUACCAAGAAGAGGAAGGUAGAAUUACUAUCUACGGGCAAGAGACAAUUGUAAUGAAAAAUUUAGAUAGCUAAGGUUGCAAAUAAAAAUUUAAGUUAAAA